This is a messenger RNA of Hydra vulgaris (swiftwater hydra), 930 nucleotides long. RefSeq names its product male abnormal protein mab-31-like. Lineage: Eukaryota; Metazoa; Cnidaria; Hydrozoa; Anthoathecata; Hydridae. The record is from RefSeq and is a predicted model, not a curated record.
AUGGCUUUACAACGUGUUAAUCGCGGAAGACCAAGUGGUUCAACAAAUAUUGUUCCAGAAGUAGAAAUACUAAAUGAGGCAGCAAUAUUAACGGAAAAUUGGUGUUUGUUUGAACUUGGGUCUUGUUUAGAUCAACCCAUAUCUACACUACGAUGGUUAGCUCAGAGGAAGCUUAUUAAAAACAAUUUUUUUUGUAAUCCCUGUAAUCGACAUUUUACAUUAAACGCUUACAAAAGAACAGUGGAUGGGUACUGCUGGUACUGUAAAGAAUGCAAGCGGCGUCGAAGUGUUCGCGAUGGAUCAUUCUUUACCAGAAGUAAAUUGUCAUUUAAACAAAUUAUACUCUUUAUUUAUUGUUGGAGCAGGGAUAUGCAACUAAAAGACAUACAGCAUGAAGCCCGCUUGAGUAGUGUCAACCAUACGCUUGUAGAUUGGGGUAACUUCUGUCGAGAUGUAUGCGAAGUAGAGAUUGAAACUAAUCCUAAUGUUGUUGGUGGCAUAAAUAACGAUGGUACUGCAAUUGUUGUGAAAAUAGAUGAAUCUAAGUUUUUUCAUCGCAAGUAUCAUCGCGGACAAUGGCGCCCUGGUCAUUGGGUAUUCGGUGGAAUAGAAAGGGGUUCAGGUAAAUGUUUUUUAGUAGAAGUCGAUCGCCCUGCAGAAACACUUCAGGAUAUGAUUUUACGUUAUAUUUUACCUGGAACUCAUAUCGUUUCCGAUGGUUGGGCUUCAUAUGGGGGAAUUGAAAACAUCCAAAACGGUAUUUAUUCACAUGCUGUUGUUGUUCAUGAACGCAAUUUCGUUGAUCCCCUAGAUGAUGAAGUUCAUACCCAAAAUGUAGAAAAUCUAUGGAUGCGGGUAAAACGCAAAUUGCGACGACAGUUUGGGACAUCAGAAGAUCUAUUUACAUCUUAUCUUCAUGAGUUUAUUUAG